AUGCAGUCAGCGUCCCUCGACGUAAUACCGGAUGAUGCGUAUCAAAGACGGGUCUUGGAAACCCCGAAAGCCAGGCAAUCACACCAGAAACCAACCUUUGCCUGUAGUUGGCCAGGAUGUGGGCGAGUAUACGGAAAAAGAGAGCAUCUCCAGCGCCAUGAACGCAGCCAUGCUGGUGACGUGAAAUACGAGUGUCCAGUAUGUAAAAAGCGAUUUGGUCGAAGAGAUGUGAUGACUCGACAUCUUUCUCUACACGGGUCUAGAGUGAAAGUUCCACGCAAAGUCGCAUGUGUAUCCUGCGUUAACUCGAAAGUACGAUGCGAUGGAAAACGAGGGCACACUUGCACCAAAUGUAAAACCUCAGGGUGGAAAUGUGUAUAUCGCAACACAAGGGCAGAUUCAAUCCCUGACCAGCGAGCCCAGGAUUCCGAAGAAUUUUUGGUCUCUCAGGACUUGGUUAUUCGACGCGAGGAAGCUGCCGUCCUCCCAGGGUCCCUUGAUAUUCUGGCUGCAGCCUCUGAGUCCCAUAUUCAAGCUCCAGUUGAGCUAGGAUAUCAUAAUAUCAAUGCCAAUAUCCAAAAUCAAAUUUCAUUACCAGUAACUGCUGAUGCUUUCCCGUCAGUUACAGCUGGAUCCCUCUUUGAAUUCCCCAUGGAUCCCUUUGAAAGUUUCUUUGGGUGGGAUAUGGAUGAAUCCGGGCUAGACAACCUCAACGUGCCCCCCUUUGGUUUUAUUCCGACCGGUGACGUCUCCCCUGGUACUUUUACAGCGUCUGAGGUACCAGGGAUGCGCUGUUUAAGUUCUAUGGAACCAUCAGAAUUGAUUCGAGAUGCCCAGCCACCUGAUACGCCAUGGCCUCAUGUAUUUCGGCCCAGCCAGCAAGACAAUCAGCUGGACCUGCCUCCUGUCAAUCAAAAGUCUCGAUUAAGUCUUCAAGGCCCAGCUAUUGACGGGAUUGAGGACUCCACUCGCCAGGAAAUCGUUUCACUUGUUCAUGCGGCUCAUCGACCACGAUGGCCUUUAGUCGAUCUUUCAUUCUUCCCUUCAAAUGAAACACUGACUUCAUGUGUGAAUCUCUAUUUCCGCCAUUUCCACGAAACCCUUCCCAUCAUCCGCCGCUCCACCUUCCGCAAGAACGACGCACCGCCAAUCUUACUCCUCACAAUGGCGGCUAUUGGCGCAGUGUACUCACACGAUGGUUCAAGCGGGCUUGCAAUCGCGUUGAACGAGCUGGCGCGUCGAGUUAUUUCACAUGUCCGCGAGAGCGACCAACGGGCAAUGUUUGAUAGGGUAUUCAUCCAAGCACUGCUCCUCCAAUCCGUCUUUGGGCUGUUUUGUGGCUCUAGAAUGCUUUAUCAACAUGCAGAGAUAAGCAGGGCUAGUCUCGUUACAGCAGCUAGGAGGAUGCACCUUCUGCGACCAAGUUUGUCGUAUGUCAAGGAACUCGAGAAACAGAACCCAUCGCCGACUGAAGACGAGCUUCGGCGAGCUUAUGAGGAUGAUGAUAGGCGACGGAAUUUAGGCUGGGGAAUAUAUCUCUAUGAUAUGCAGAUAUCAUGCCUUCUGAAUAUCGCACCUCUCCUCUCUGUCAGCGAGAUUAAUGUCCCUCUUCCAAUCGACGAGGAGGCUUGGAAUGGAACCAAUCCCGGCGAGAGUGUGAAUUUAGAGCACGUUCUGCAACGGUCGUCGAACUUUCGAACGGUACUGGAUUCGUUGCUCUCUACGGAGAAGUUACCGCGGCCCUUAAGUUCGUUCGGGCUUUGUACCGAUGCCGCUGCAUUUGAUACCAUAUUCUCGCGACCGGCGAUGUCAUCGGAUACGCUAUACCGACUUUCAUUUCCAUCGAUUUUUAAAAACAAUCCCCAACAACUCCUCGACCAGUUAUCAGUUUAUUGCCACGGGCUCUCUCACAUGCCAAACUCAUUGAUCGUCAGCGUCUCUGCUCUAUCACACCUCGGCCAUAUGCAGUUCACCUGGCCCGCUUUCCUGAACAAUAUCAAAGUUGCCGCUGGAAAGAGUGGGACCGAGGAGAGCAAGGCGGAUGCUAGAAGUUGGCUACGAGCUCGUAUUGCAGAGGAUCCUUUGGGGGCAAGGUCAAUCCUUGUACAUGCCGGACAGCUUAGUGCAUUGCUGUUGAGAUUUACAUUUGAUGCACCCUCCGAGACUGUCUUUGUCUUCGACGCCGCAUUAACAUUUUGGGCUAUUCUCGAAUUCUCGGAUGAAAAAAUACUAGGCCCGUCUUCAUCAUCAAGAAGAACCACUGUUACCUGGUCUGAGUUCGAUGACAUACACGAGUGGGUGAAAAGCGGAGGACCGGUGUAUUUCCAAGGACUGGGGGAUCUUUCUGAUCUUACAAGCUCUAAGAUCCUGUCAAUUUUUGCGGAACGACUGGAGACUAUGCCAUGGGGUUUGUCGCGGUGGUUUAAACAUGUUCUGAUGAUGUUGGAGCGGGAGUAG
This is a messenger RNA of Talaromyces rugulosus, 2457 nucleotides long. RefSeq lists its product as uncharacterized. The record is from RefSeq and is a predicted model, not a curated record. The coding region runs from base 1 to 2457 and encodes 818 amino acids. Gene Ontology annotation, biological process: DNA-templated transcription; regulation of DNA-templated transcription. The transcript is spliced from 11 exons. Gene Ontology annotation, molecular function: zinc ion binding; DNA binding; DNA-binding transcription factor activity, RNA polymerase II-specific. NCBI's taxonomy places the organism in Eukaryota, Fungi, Ascomycota, Eurotiomycetes, Eurotiales, Trichocomaceae.